This is a messenger RNA of Echinostoma caproni, 327 nucleotides long. The record is from the annotation of a GenBank genome assembly. Lineage: Eukaryota; Metazoa; Platyhelminthes; Trematoda; Plagiorchiida; Echinostomatidae.
AUGAAAGAAGCUCCCUAUCCGGUCCAAGCUCGCGUGAUUGCACCAGAGGUGAUCACUCGAUUUCGGCAGAAGAUAUCCAAACUGGACUCCGCUGUUGAGGAAAUCUUGGGUGCUGAGGCUGAAGAACGAGAACUUCGAGCUGCCCAGGCACAGUUAGACAAAGUAGAGAAGCUAGCCAGCGGGGAACUACAAAUACAACCCAAUUCCAUUCGUCGUACAGAUUGGUUCUUGGAGCGCAAGUUGCAGCGCAAGCGAGAGGCCCGAGCAGCUGUGAAGAAACCGGGAGGAAAGAAGCCAAAACGAACGGCGGAUAGUGAUUCAGAUUAA